CCAUUUGUCGCGUGCCACCGCUUCCUCCUCCAAUCUUGUCAAGCAGCAAGACCGUCUCAGAAAAAAAAAAAAGAAAGGAAAAAAACUCCGCCGCCGAUGGCCGGGCUGCUGGAUCUCACCGACGACGUCCUCGCCGAGAUCCUCGUCCGCGUGCCGUCACCACGGGACCUCGCGCGCGCCUCCGCGGCGUGCUCCUCCUUCCGCCGCCUGGCCGCCUCCCCGCGGUUCCUCCGCCGCUUCCGCUCGCUCCACCCACCGCUGCCGCUCGGCGUCCUGUGCCACGACGGCGCCGCCGCACCGUUCCACCCCGCCCUGCGCCCGCACCCCUCGGCGCCGGCCGCCCGCGCGCUCGCCCUUGCCUCCGACUUCUUCUUGUCCUUCCUCCCUUCCCCCGCCCGCGGCUGGCUCCUCCGUGACCACCGUGACGACCGGUUGCUCCUCGACCGCGCGCUCGCCGGCGGCUGUACGGCCUUCACUGAUAUCGCCGUCUGCGACCCUCUCUUCCGGCGGUACGUUAUGCUCCCGCCCAUCCCCGACGACCUUGCCGCCUCCGUCGAGAACCCCUACCUCCAGCGCGGCGGCGAUGGUGGGCUGCAAUCUCGCAGCAGCGAGAUCUUCCUGGCAUCUUGCGGCACCGAUUCAGGAGGAGAGGAGCCAUCGUUUGCUGUGAUCUGGAUGGCGUGCUGCCGGGGAAAGCUUGUCGCGUUCUUCUUUUCCUCCGAAUCCCAGCAGUGGCGUGCUCUUUCACCUCCCGAGCACUAUGCUUUGAGUAUGAGGAGGGUCAUGGGCGUUCGACUAGGGCAGCGUAACCAUGCUCAUGGGUGCUUCUACUGGAUGAUAACCCUCACCCAUAGGUGGCUUGUACUGGACACACGGCGAAUGGAGUUCUUUGUUGCGGAUAUCUCUCCUGUCCUUUCAGGCCGUGCUAUGAUGUUCAGUAAUCAGAUUUCCACUAUGGACUCAAUGGACGGAAGUACUACUGUUGUUGUCGCGGAUGUUUUCCGGCCAGAUAAACGAUGUGUCCUGUAUUUAUACAAGUUCAUGUAUUUCAGUGACCCGUGGCAACUGCAGAGUAAAAUCAACUUGCCCGAGGAAUGGGGGUAUCGAUUUAGAGGCAUCGUAGGUGCAUAUGAAGGGUCCUUGUUUAUGAAGCUUGAUCACCCCAAGCAGAAUUUGAGAGAUCCAGUUCAGCAAAAUAUUACAUAUUUCGUGUUCGAUAUCAAGACAAUGCAGCUUGGGAGGUUUUGUGAGAUAAGUUCUGGUAGUAGUGAAGCUUACCUUUACACAGGUUUUCCACCAUCACAGACACUACCAUGUGUUUGAUGAGAUAAAAAAGAGGAUUGGCUGAUACAUUGAGGUGCAAGGACGAUGACACGAAGGAUAUUUAUGACCUUCUAUCUUCCUUUUCUCUCUGCAUUUUCUUUUAUAACCUGUAAGAACAAUUGGAGGUUUGGGUUGGAAGACUAUUGUCGUGACUUGAUGUAAGAGCAUUCUCAACAGCUUAUCUAAAUUUGCCCAUCUCAAUUUCAUCAUCCAUAUUGUCAUUUAGAUGACCUUCAAAAUAAAUUUUCUAUUUGUCUCCUAUAUCACUCCAACAGAUUAUCCAUAUGCAUUUUAUUAAUAUUUUGUAACCAUCUUCUUCAA
Molecule: messenger RNA, 1644 nt
Organism: Oryza brachyantha (malo sina)
Lineage: Eukaryota; Viridiplantae; Streptophyta; Magnoliopsida; Poales; Poaceae
Exons: 2
Coding region: 97-1323 (408 amino acids)
Molecular function (GO): protein binding
Source: RefSeq, a predicted model, not a curated record